UGUCGAUGUCAGUUGGUGUCGGCGAUGUCGGCGAUAUCGAGAAGAGCAGGGAGAAAAGUCGCUCACUGGCUGGCGCGAGGCCAACACCGCUCCCACCCACCGCCGCCGCCGCCGCACCUCGUCCACCGCUACUUGAGGUGCCACUCGCCGCCGCCAUCGCCACCAUUAACCCAACCACCACCACCACCACCAAGAUGUUCGACCUCGUCCCGCCCAUGCCCCACCACCACCACCAACAACAACAACCCGUCUACACCUCCCACCCACACACCUACGCCCCACACACCUACCUCCCCCCACCACAACAGGAAUGCAAAUCCCCCAGCACCAGCACCCACCCUCCGCCCUCCCUCUACCUCCGCCAGCCCUACACCUAUACCUACCCGACACACGCCGUGAUCGAGCUCGUGGAGGCCUCAUCGGGGGGCGAGGAGGGUGAGGAAGAGGGUAAGGAAGGAGAGGGAGAGGACUCGGAAGGAGGAGAGGAGGAAGGAGAAAGAGAGGAGGAGGAGGGGAUGGGGGGAAGGGAAGGAGAGGAGGGAUGGGACGCACAGGAUAGGGAUGUAGAGGGAGAUGGGGAAGAGGAAGGAGGCAGCUCGUAUUGUUCGUCAGAGGAGGAGGUGGAGCAGGAGGUGGAAGGAGACGAGACGCAGACGACGCCCCGGCGCGCAACGGCCCCCACCCCCACCACUGCAGCGGCGCGCUCGCCCAGUGACUCGUGGAAGAGCCGCUGGAGGCGUAUCUUGGUGUGGCGCGAUGGUGCGCUUUCUCAGUCUCAGUCUCAGUCCCACUCGGGACCAUCGUCGCUAUCGCUGAAACGUAAACUCCCCUUCGCUUCCCUCUCCCCAGCGUCCGAUGCCGACGCCGACGCCGACGCCGACGACACAGGGGCGCCACACCCGCCCUCGUCCAAACGCUCGCGGUCGUCCUCAUCCCACUCGUCCCACUCCCGCUCCCACUCCUCCUCUCACACCUCUACGUCAUCCGCCCCAUUAAACCCCUGGUCCCGCCCCUCCAACCCUACCUCCCCCUCGCGCCGUCCGCACCCCCACUCCCACUCCCACCGCGACCCCUCCUCACUAGCAUACAGACGGUACAGCAACACCUCGAGCAUCACCUCCGCCGAGCUCGAGAUGCACCCGUGCCCCGCGUGCGACGCGUUCUUCCCCACGCUGCAGAGUUUGAGGGCGCACGGCGCGCAUGGGAAGGCGGUGGGGAGCGAGGCGUGUUGGGGGGCUGUUGAGUAUGCUUUUGAGUGAA
Molecule: messenger RNA, 1260 nt
Organism: Cyclocybe aegerita
Lineage: Eukaryota; Fungi; Basidiomycota; Agaricomycetes; Agaricales; Hemipholiotaceae
Source: the annotation of a GenBank genome assembly